CCGUUCCAAGAUGGCAGACCAAAAUGCAGGCAGCUCCAAACUAAACUUCUACAGCGAGGUUCUCACUCCGUCUGAGCUGUUUGCGGCGCGUUCUCGGAGUCAUAAGAUCCCAGUGAGAGGGCAGAAGGACUUCAUGCCUGACGGUUCCGAGGAGCAGAAACAGAAGCUGGAACAGGCCCUUGAGGAGCACUGGAGUUUAAUCUCGGAGGAAAGAGUUGAACGACUAGGAAGUUUAGUGAAAGGUGUGUGGAUACCUGAAGAGCAGAUCAUUGAGCUUCAAACUCCAGCUGGAAGGUUUUGGCAGACAAUGGGGUUUUCAGCUAAUGGGAAACAGUAUCUGCUCCCUGAAGAGGCCCUGUUCCUCAUGGAGUGUGGGAACGUACAGGUGUUCCACCAGGAUCUGCCUUUUUCAAUUCAGGAUGGAUAUGAGAACUUCCUGUCAUCAAAAUCAAUCACUUUUCAGCAAUAUCUAGUUUAUGGACACCUGAAGAGGCUGGGAUAUGUGGUGCUCAGGUUUGAUCCCAGUUCAGAGCCAUCUGCAUAUGCGCGUCAGCUAAACCUGCCUGUGUCCAAAGACAGAGCCCCAAGAGGCAACAAGAGGAAGCGCAGCCCCUCUCCUCCUUGUCCAAGUAACAGCCAAGGUGGAACCACAGUGGAGCAAAUGGAGCAAGAACCUGAAGGGCAACAGCCUGCAACGCCAAGCUGUCAGAGUGAAGGUGAGUCAAUGGAGGAGGAGCCUGACUUGAAGCAGGAAGUGAUCCGAAGGUCCAGGGUCAAACAGGGUUCAUGGUGGACUCCAGGGAAAACCUCAGGAUCCAGCUCCACGUCUGGAUCGCGAGAGUGGGACUUCAGCUCGAUAAACUUCCCUGAUGUGGGCUCUGCCCUCAGAUCUCGGCCUGAUGAUGUUGUGUCUUUGGCCGCUCCUGAUCCAUCUCUUCUUCCCGGGGCUCUGUCUGUCGGGCCCUGCGACGUCACCCGCUGGAGGCGGAGGAUAAACCUAAAGGAGGUCUACAUGUCGCCAAAAGAUCGACAAAGGGAAGAGGAAGCAAACAGACAGUGGAUGGACGUCAACAGGGACCCAGAGGUUCGUCGAUGCAGGAGUUGGUCGGAGUAUCGGGCGCUGUUGGCCAGGCGGGGGUCAGAUGCCAGAGGUCGUCCAGGUCAUCUUUGGGACAGAGACGUCACGCCUCUUCACGACCCCAGACAGAUCAUACCCCACGAGGAGCUACUGGACAAAAUCGGUAUCAUCAAGUCAACUAAUUUACUGGAAGGAGCUUCGAGUUUAAAACCUUUGGACAAUUGGAAGAUCAGCUUCAGUGUUUUUCAGCCUGACUCUGCAUCUACUUUUAAGAAGAGCAGUCCAGGGAGGCCCUAUGCACGGAUGGUGGUUUGCAGUUUCAAUGACCCUGUCCCAGAUUUGACUGUCUUAAAGCAGCUGUCCUCUCAGAGUCCAGAAGUGGCGCUAGUCUUCGCUGCAGUUGACCACGGAGACAUUUCCUUUUAUACAUUUAAGGACUUCCACAUCCCCAAAGAUGUCUUCCCUUGACAACAGCAAAAAUCACUGAACCACUGUGGCACUCAGGAAAUUUUUAUACAAUGACAGUGUCCCUCCACUAACAUUGCACUCUCAAAUUAAAGGGUUAUAAUGUUGUUUCCUCAUCACAAACAGACCUGGAGUAGUUUUUUGUUUCAUACACACAUGUUUACACACAAACCCCAAGUUCUUCUGUCAAACACUCUUUGUUCCACCUUGUGAUGUCAUGUGGUAAUACAAGAAGCACUCCACUGUGUUUCUAAACCUCAUGCACCUAGAAUAGUAUAAUUUGGAUGUUUUCAGCCCCAGAAUUUCCUAUCUCUACUAAACUAGAGGUAAAAGGUUAGCUGUUAACUUGAAACUGCUGCUUCAUGACAACACACGGUGGAACAGAGAAUACUGAGCUUUGGAGAUUAGACAGACUAAUAAUAAAGGGUUACUCAAUGGUUUAAAGUUCACAAGAGUCAAUUUUGUGCAUAUAGGACCUUUUAAAACUGAAAUUUAUAAGGUUAUAUUUUUGCUGUUUUGUUGUUAAUUUUGCAGUCCUUUCACUUUUGUGCCAUACAUAAUUUAUAAGUAUUAACAAGAGAAUCCUAGAACAUAUUAACAGAAAUAUUCACACACAAUUUCAGAGACCUUUUGAUCCCAGUUUGCUGAAAUUAAUGAAGAUUUUUGGAAACAGGCUAAUUAAUACACACAUUCAGUCUUUAACCCUGCUUUUGGAUCAUUGGCAUCUAGGAAUAGGGCGAGAUCAGGUCCACAAGAAUGAGACGAGAUUUUAACAUAAUUCCUAAUAUAGAAAUGCCAUGAUUCUGUUUCCAAUUUUUGCCCUUUUUUUUUUUUUUUUUUAUGUAAUAUUUUUGUUUCCAUUCUAGAAAUGCUUUUUGGAACUGUAACAACAAGUAAAUCUUUUUUGUCCAAUCCAAAUGUAAAUACAUGGGAAAAACUUUGAUAAUUUUUUGUCUCACGAGAUCUUGUGGCACAACAUCUUGUCCCACUCCUAUUGGUGUCCGCUAUUGGAUAUAAGAAUACGCUUAUUUGAAUUUAGCAUUAACUGUGGAAUUUAAUUAUCUGUUAAAAAUAUAUAUAUUUGUAAUUUGAUUUGUGUUAAUAUUUCUAAGCAGAACCUCCAUGUUGUUAAAUUAAACAUUGUUUACAUUUGGAAAAGGUGCUAGUAUUAAUGGAGGGCACUGUUUGUUUUAAUACAAUGGGUUUUGUAAGUCACUCUUGAUUGAUUGAUUAAUUAUUGUAAUUUUAAAUAAAAAACAAAACACUA
Boleophthalmus pectinirostris (great blue-spotted mudskipper) is the source of this 2810-nucleotide messenger RNA. It is a transcript of the gene tsen54, whose product is annotated as TSEN54 tRNA splicing endonuclease subunit. NCBI's taxonomy places the organism in Eukaryota, Metazoa, Chordata, Actinopteri, Gobiiformes, Gobiidae. The record is from RefSeq and is a predicted model, not a curated record. Gene Ontology annotation, cellular component: tRNA-intron endonuclease complex. The transcript is spliced from 14 exons. Bases 11 to 1546 code for a protein of 511 amino acids. Gene Ontology annotation, biological process: tRNA-type intron splice site recognition and cleavage.